ACACACCUCCGAUGUCGGGCGCAUCUGACUUCUUAACAAAGGGAAUUGACCUAGUCCAAAAGGCUAUCGAUGCCGACACCGCCACCAGAUAUGAGGACGCCUACAAGCUCUACUACAACGGGUUGGACUACUUGAUGUUAGCCAUCAAGUACGAAAAGAACCAGAAGUCCAAGGAGCUCAUCAAGUCCAAAUUCACCGAGUACUUGACCAGAGCCGAACAGCUCAAGGAUCAUUUGGAGAAACAAUCCUCUAGCUCCGCAGGCGAUCUGUCAGCCAGCAACGGAUCCACCAAAGCCAAAAAGGCGGGCGACGGGGGCGACGAUGACGAUGCGGACACCAAGAAGUUGCGAGGCGCAUUAGCAGGCGCCAUUUUGUCGGAAAAACCCAACAUCAAGUGGAGCGACAUUGCCGGCUUGGAGGCUGCCAAAGAAGCCUUGAAGGAGGCAGUCAUAUUGCCCGUCAAGUUUCCUCAGCUAUUCACGGGUAACAGAAAGCCCACCUCGGGUAUCCUCCUAUACGGCCCUCCUGGUACCGGUAAAUCGUACCUCGCCAAGGCAGUUGCAACCGAAGCCAACUCCACGUUUUUCUCGGUAUCAUCUUCAGACUUGGUGUCGAAGUGGAUGGGUGAAUCCGAAAGAUUGGUCAAGCAAUUGUUUACCAUGGCCAGAGAGAACAAGCCUUCCAUUAUUUUUAUAGACGAAGUUGAUGCAUUAUGUGGUCCCAGAGGCGAGGGCGAAAGUGAAGCCUCCAGAAGAAUCAAGACAGAAUUGUUAGUACAAAUGAAUGGUGUGGGCAAUGAUUCUGCGGGUGUUUUAGUCUUAGGUGCAACCAAUAUUCCAUGGCAAUUGGAUGCAGCCAUUAGAAGAAGAUUCGAAAAGAGAAUCUACAUAGCGUUACCUGAACUUGAAGCAAGAACCAGAAUGUUCGAGAUCAAUAUUGGUGAUACUGCCUGUGAAUGUACCAGUCAAGAUUACAAGAUUCUUGCAGAAAUGACCGAUGGUUAUUCUGGUCAUGAUAUAGCUGUCGUUGUUAGAGAUGCCUUGAUGCAACCAAUCAGAAAAAUUCAGCAAGCAACCCAUUUCAAGCCUGUCGAAGGUGAAAACGGAGAGGAGAAAUUGACACCCUGUUCCCCAGGAGAUGAUGGUGCGAAAGAAAUGAGUUGGAUGGAAAUAGAGACAGACCAGUUGAAGGAACCAGACUUGACAAUCAAAGAUUUCAUAAAAGCCAUCAAGAGCAACAGGCCUACAGUUAACGACAGUGACAUUGAAAACCACAUCAAGUUCACGGAUGAUUUUGGACAAGAGGGUAAUUAGGCAGGGCCCCCCUCAUUGCAUCGCAAACAACCAAUUCUCAGAGAGUGGAUGUCUGAUUUCGAAUAGC
This is a messenger RNA of Suhomyces tanzawaensis NRRL Y-17324, 1380 nucleotides long. It is a transcript of the gene VPS4, whose product is annotated as AAA family ATPase. The transcript has a single exon. Gene Ontology annotation, biological process: vacuole organization; endosomal transport. The record is from RefSeq and is a predicted model, not a curated record. Gene Ontology annotation, molecular function: ATP hydrolysis activity; ATP binding. Lineage: Eukaryota; Fungi; Ascomycota; Pichiomycetes; Serinales; Debaryomycetaceae. Bases 12 to 1313 code for a protein of 433 amino acids.